AUGCCGUCCGAUUCAAAAAAGAAACGUGAUGCUCAAAAGAAAACAGCAGCUAAACAACGACAAGGUCAAAAAAAACCCGAUCCAAAAAAUAAUGCUGAAGGUAAUUCUAAUCCAAAUGAUGACGAUUACAAUGAAGAUAAUGAUGAUGUGGACAGUCAAAAUGAAAAUGAAGCACCAACAAAUGGUACAACAGAUAUUGUUGAACCAAAUGUUAAGUCAUUAAUACAAAAUCUUGAUUUAUUAUCUAUGGUGGAAAAAGCAAAUGCUGAUGCACGAGCUAGCACCGGUGUUCUUGGAAGUCAUCCUCGUGGUCGAGAUAUUCAUAUAAAUCAAUUUUCUGUUACAUUUUACGGACAAGAAAUAUUAGUCGAUGCUGAUUUUGAAAUGAAUUGUGGUCGACGAUAUGGUUUUGUUGGUUUGAAUGGAUCAGGAAAAUCAACUAUCCUUGCUUGUAUUGGUAAUCGAGAGGUACCAAUCCCAGAACAUAUUGAUAUAUUCUAUUUAUCACGUGAAAUGGCACCGGUAAAUAAAACGGCAUUACAAUGUGUUAUGGAAGUUGAUCAUGAACGUAUUAAACUUGAAGCUGAAGCUGAGCGCUUAGCAUCACUAGCUGAUGACGAUGGUAAGCUUAUAUAA
Molecule: messenger RNA, 636 nt
Organism: Adineta steineri
Lineage: Eukaryota; Metazoa; Rotifera; Eurotatoria; Adinetida; Adinetidae
Source: the annotation of a GenBank genome assembly